ACACACAAACAAACAAAAAAGAACAAAAUCCAAACAAACAAACCCAUCAAACAUUUUAAACCCAAAAGUGCAUAUAAUCACAAAGUGUUAAAAAGUGUGUCUACAAACAAACUAAACAAACAAAACAAAACAAAAAAAAAUAAAAAAUUAACAAAACAACCAAGUGGUGGAAAAAAUUCACGGUGUUCAAAGAUGCCCACUUAACGGGUGGUUUUUUUUUUUUAAUCAAAAAAAUAAAAAACCAUAAAAAAAAUCCAAGAAAAAUCUAAAAAGUGUUGGAGUGGUGUCCAAAGGGGGGGGGGCUGGGAAAGUGAAUGAUAAAAUAAAAAAAAAAAAAUAAAAAAACAAGAUGUCUACUCAAGCUUACUACAAGGAAAGGUUGGGUUUUGACCCAGCUGACACAGUUGCCGAGCAUCACCGUGAACAAAGGUCUCAACAUGGCUACGAGGAGAGUCUUAGCAAGUUCAAAGAACAAAAUCAAAUUGUGCUGAAUGAUUUGAUGGUGGUGGUGAAUGAGGAACAAGAUGAGGAAAUGAAUAAUGAGGAACAAAAUCAAAUGGUUGUUGUCGUAGAGGAAGAUGAGGAGGUGGUGGUAAGGGUGGAAAUGGAGAAUGAGGAGGAGGAGGAGGAGGAGGAAGAAAGGGGUGUGGAAAUUGUUGAAGAGAUUGUUGACGUACUCGAAGAACAAAAAUCCAGCAACACUCAAACUGCUUUUUGGGGUUGCUGGGCUAUGUUCAUCGAGUCUCAUG
Molecule: messenger RNA, 749 nt
Organism: Polistes dominula (European paper wasp)
Lineage: Eukaryota; Metazoa; Arthropoda; Insecta; Hymenoptera; Vespidae
Gene: shot
Product: dystonin-like protein short stop
Biological process (GO): cytoplasmic microtubule organization; wound healing; intermediate filament cytoskeleton organization
Cellular component (GO): intermediate filament; membrane; cytoplasm
Molecular function (GO): structural molecule activity; microtubule binding; calcium ion binding
Source: RefSeq, a predicted model, not a curated record